CAACCUCCUUGGCUCUUUCUUCCAUCGCCUCCAUCACCUCCAUCCAUCCUUCUCUUCUCCUCCACCCAAAACGACACAUCCGAUCUGCCAUGUCUGACUCUGCUGCUUCCCCAAACCUCGCCGGCGCCUCUCCCCGCGCUGCCGCUGUCAGGAGACGUACAACUACCUCUAAGGCCCAGACCUCCCGUGCACCUGGCCCCAGCACCUCAGGAAUGAUGCGCAUCUACACCGAUGACUCCCCUGGACUCCGUGUUGACCCUGUCGUCGUCCUCGUCUUGUCUCUGGCCUUCAUUGCCUCCGUCUUUGCUCUUCACAUCUACGGAAAGCUGACCCGUGCUUAAUACCGAACGUAAUUGCAUCUCACCGUUAAAGGAUGCCGGCGUUAUUCGACCUUUCAUUCUCCUUUCUUAAAAAUGUACUAUUAUCAAAAUACAACCGUUUUCUGAAUAAACCAUCAAAAAACAUA
This is a messenger RNA of Gamsiella multidivaricata, 466 nucleotides long. Its product is annotated as transport protein Sec61 beta subunit. The record is from RefSeq and is a predicted model, not a curated record. The coding region runs from base 90 to 341 and encodes 83 amino acids. The transcript is spliced from 4 exons. Gene Ontology annotation, cellular component: Sec61 translocon complex. Gene Ontology annotation, biological process: intracellular protein transport. NCBI's taxonomy places the organism in Eukaryota, Fungi, Mortierellomycota, Mortierellomycetes, Mortierellales, Mortierellaceae.